Molecule: messenger RNA, 687 nt
Organism: Huiozyma naganishii CBS 8797
Lineage: Eukaryota; Fungi; Ascomycota; Saccharomycetes; Saccharomycetales; Saccharomycetaceae
Gene: FMP52
Product: Fmp52p
Exons: 1
Coding region: 1-687 (228 amino acids)
Biological process (GO): import into nucleus
Cellular component (GO): cytoplasm
Source: RefSeq, a predicted model, not a curated record
AUGAAUGUGCUCGUGGUAGGCGCCUCGGGACUUUGCGGGUCCUUCUUCCUCAAGUACGCCCUCGAGUCGACCAAAGUGGCCAAAGUGUACACCCUCACAAGGUCGCCCUCCCCGCCUGCCGCCCCACAGAGCGAGAAGCUCGUCGCACUGGUAGAACCAGACGGUAAACUGUGGGGGCACGCCGUGAGGGGCAUCCCGGGGGACCUCGACGUGCUUCUCAGUGCGCUCGGAACAACAAGGGCCGCAGCGGGGGCCGAGGGCCAGUACGCCGUGGACCACGACUUGUGUGUCGCGGUCGCCCGCGCGGCUCGCAACGACAAGAACUGCAAGUCGGUCGCGUUGGUCUCCUCAGCGGGGGCACACACGGACUCGCGCUUCUUCUACACGCGGAUGAAGGGCGACACAGAGAGGGAUAUCGCCGCGCUCGCGUUCCCGCACGCGGUGUUCCUCCGCCCGGGGAUCCUCCUGGGACAAAGAACCACUAAACACACCGGGUUCGGAAACGUGCUGGCUACAAAAGUCGGGCAGUGGCUGUACCGGUCCAAGUGCCAGUCCCUCAUUUGGUACCCUGUCAAGGGGAGCGAGGUCGCACAGGUAGGGUUGCAACUGGCGCUGGACACGGAGGGGACAAAACCUCGUGUCGAUAUCGUUGCUAGUAACGAGAUUUUAAACUUGGCCAAACAAUAA